Messenger RNA from Branchiostoma belcheri (Belcher's lancelet), 1245 nucleotides. RefSeq names its product collagen alpha-1(VIII) chain-like. The transcript has 8 exons. The record is from RefSeq and is a predicted model, not a curated record. Gene Ontology annotation, molecular function: protein binding. The coding region runs from base 1 to 1239 and encodes 412 amino acids. Lineage: Eukaryota; Metazoa; Chordata; Leptocardii; Amphioxiformes; Branchiostomatidae.
AUGAGACCAAGGGUGUUAGUACUUGUGUUGAGUGUGUUGGUGACAGCCGCCGGGCCAGGUCUGGGUUUAGGCAUAUUUAAACAGCGCGAUGACGACACAGGAGCCACCUGCUCUCUGAAAUGUGACGAUGGAGUGGUGGGCAAGUUAAACAUGAAGGGCAUGAAGGGAGACACAGGUGAAGCAGGUGUUCCCGGGCUGCCAGGUGCACCUGGUCAGGUGGGGGAGCCCGGGCCGGAGGGACCAGUGGGGUCUCCAGGUGCAAAGGGAGAGGCGGGUUUGCCUGGUCCUGCCGGGUCUGACGGCAGUCCCGGGGAGAAGGGCGACCCUGGGGAGACGGGCCCGCGCGGAGAGAAGGGGGAGAUGUCAGCGCCUGCACCGGGAGUUCGUGGUCCACCGGGUCACAAGGGAGACAGGGGCGUGCCUGGACCUGCAGGUCCACUAGGGCCGGCCGGACAGGAGGGACCACCUGGCGAUCAGGGACUUCCUGGCACUCCAGGUUUGACCGGAAAUCCAGGGAAUGCUGGACACAAAGGCGACACUGGUGACGUUGGACCAGUUGGGCCCAUUGGGCCUCCUGGGCCGAUUGGUCCAGCUGGUACUAAGGGAGAGAGGGGAAUCCAGGGUGUUCCAGGCAUUGGUAAGGAAGGCCCUCCCGGCCCCCCUGGAGAGGACGGCCCCCCGGGCCUGCCUGGUACCCCCGGGAUGACUGGACAUGAAGGCGACACAGGGGAACCCGGUCUGCAGGGCCCUCCUGGUGGUCUGGGUCCACAAGGACACAAGGGAGCCGUGGGGCCACCUGGGCCGCUGGGACCACCCGGACCUCCUGGGCAGGCAGCAGCCGCUACAAGAUGUGCGUUUACUGCAGUCAAGACAUCCUCACAGAAAUCUGGGUAUCACACUGCAGUUCUGACCUUUGACCGUGUCAUAACUGAUGCCAAUUCUCACUUUGAGAAAAGCAAGUUCACGGCUCCUGUCAACGGUUACUAUGUCUUCAUGUUCCACGUCAUGUUUGACAGUGAGGAUGACGGCGGGAAGGUGGACCUGAUGAAGGAGGGCUUCCUACAAACAUCUGUGCUCAACCCUCAAGGUCACGAUGGCUCACAGGGGUAUGCUGGGAACAGCGCUAUCCUGCAGCUGAAUGAGGGUGGACAAGUGUGGCUACAGUUCAAGGGCAGUGUCUACAGUGACUACACUCUGAUCACGUCUUUCACUGGUUUCCUGAUUCGGGAAGGACAUUAAGCAUUG